GUCAGAAUGGUUGAUGCUCGAACAGCUCUAAUGUAAGGAAGGGAGAAAGAGCUCUUUAUUACACAUUACUUUCUAUUUAUCUCAUGGUUUUCUACCCAGGAAUCAGCUCUUCGAUUGUUGGGUCUGUAAGGGAAGGUUUGCUUUCACAUCUGAAUUAUAAAGUAAGUGUUCUCCAAGGAACGCAAACGUGCCUGACUUACACUUGUUCUUCCUCAUGCAGGCAACAGAAUGAAGCUGGAAACGCCUACUCAGCCGCCAGGUCUUUUCAGUGUCAGGAAAACUGCCUCUGUACAACUGGACCAGAGGCUGUUCACCUUGGAGGAGGUGGCUGUGCAUUUCUCCGAGGAGGAGUGGGCGCUGCUGGAGCCUGACCAGAAAGCUCUGCACAGGGAGGUCAUGGAGGAGAUCAGCGGGGUUUUGGCCUCUCUUGAACUGGAGAGCUGCAAGAAGGGAACACCGGGGGACCUGCUGGGGCGGUUGACGGAGGCUGCAGAGGGAACGGCUUGGCACCCGCAAGAAGAUUUUAACCGUGCCCAGUGCGUGAUCCACAACAAUGUUGGAAGAACAUGUGCUGCUCCCGGGCUUUGCCCUCCGCCUCCACCCUCCAGGCUGGCUUUGCGGCCGGCAAAGAGAAAGCGAGUCCCCCGCGCAGAACGUGCGGUGGAGAAAAUGAUCACGCAUUCGGAGAAGAAUCGGCAGGAACUUCUCCGCGAGUUGGACGCAGAACACAGGUGCACCACAGCGUUCAUCCAAGAGCUGCGAGACGAUGCGCAGGGCCGCCUGGAGAUGCGCCGGCAGAUUGCCGCAUUGUGCGAGGCAACCCAGAACUUUGUGAGAGUUUUGGACCGGGCACUGAACGGCCUGGCCGAUGAAUUGCAGGGCACCCUCCCUUGUCCUGCGACAGCCUCCCUCUGCGGUCUGCUGGUGUCAGUGUGCGGUGUGGUGGUGAAGGGCCUCAGUGCCAUCUGCGCCAUUGCGAACACCAACGAGGAGGAAGCUGAUCUGAUAGCAGACAUGGCGGCAUGGCGUUUGGCCAGCCGAGCAAGGACCUCGCAGAGGAUCCGCGCCCUACUCCUUCGGGGAGAUACUGAGAGUAGGCUUCUUUUCAGUGCGCUGUGGGGGAUGGUUCCACGGCAGCGCCGGUGGUGGGUUUAUCCCUCCCGUACUCGGUGGUGGACUGAGUUGGAACUGACUGACUGGGAUGACGAGCAGUGGGUUGCUAAUUUUCAGAUGACGCGGGGCACCCUUUUUGAGAUUGCCGACCGGCUACGGCCACAGCUGCAGAGACAAAACACGUCGCUACGCCAGGCGGUUCCGGUGGAGGAGCGGGUGGGGAUCACUGUCUGGUGGCUCGCUACGCAGGCGUCCUACAGGGAGGUUGCUCACCGGUUUGGCUUAGGAAGAACCACAGUGGGGAGUAUCGUGGUAGAGGUUUGCCUUGCGAUCGAGCAUGUUCUCUUGAAGAGUGAGGUCUGCCUUGGAGAUCAUCAGAAGAUCAUGGAUGGCUUCAGAGACUUGGGUUUCCCCCACUGUGUCGGAGCAGUUGACGGAUGCUAUAUCGCCACCGGUGCACCCUUCGCCCAGCGGGAGGAGGACUUCCGAAAAAACUGCUCCUCGAUGCUGCUCCAAGGGGCGGUGGACCACACGGGGCGCUUCAUCAGCAUUGAAGUGGGCUACAGCGGGAACCAGCCCAACACCUUUGCCUUUGAGAACUCCGCUCUCUGCAGCGCGAUGGACACCGGUCAGUUUGUGCCUGGGAACCCCACAGUCACCUCCAGGGGCAUCGCUAUCCCCCCGGUCAUCCUUGGGGGCAGCGCCUACCCUUCCCGGAGAUGGCUGAUGAAACCGUUCACGGGGGCCCUGAACGGCCCAAGAGAAGCUGCCUACAACCACGCGUUUAACCGAUGCCGGAAGGUGGUCGAGGCGGCUUUUGGGCGACUCAGAGCACGAUGGCGCUGCCUGAGCGGAAGGCUGCCGGUGGCCGAGGAGAAUGUGGUGUGUGUAAUUGCCUCGUGCGUCGUGCUGCACAACAUCUGUGAGAGCAGGGGGCAUGGCAUGACGCUGCGUGCAGAGACCGUGGCCCCCACAGGACUUUUCUCACAGAUUAGCCCUCACAGUCAGGAACAGGGGGCGGAGGGUGAGGCGGUGCAGGCAGCCCUCGCAGACCUCGUCUGGACGUGCUGGUAAUGUGCAGAAGCGUUCUGCCUCUCGCUGGGUUUGCACAGAGCUGCAAAAGGGAAGUACCGACGACUGCGCCAUCUCGAUUCCUGUCCUGCAGCUGCAGCCGGAAGAAUUCCUGUUCUGGACUACCGUAUGCGUGUAAUACUGGAAGCGGCUCUGAAUGUCGGGACAAUGUUGUGGGAAGAGUGGGUGGUUUCGUGUGCUCUUGGGCUUGUACUGUGUUGUGAUGGAUCUGAUGCCCUGGCAUCGCCUGGAUCUGAUGCCCUAGUAGCUUGCCCUGCCAGUCUGGGAUGCCCAGAGAGGGACUCAUGAGCAGGUGGACUUCAUGACAUCAUUGUGGCUUGAAAGGAUGCCUUAGAGAACGUUUAAGAUCAGUGCCAGGACAAUUUAGCAUCAGUGAGAACAAGGGUGCCUGAAGGACAGUCAAGAGGGCAGCUAUGACUGUGCAAUCAAAUACACACACACGCAAAAACCAGGCAGAGCUGGUUCAAUUGCAGUGUUGUGGCCAUCUUGACUGUUUUGACCAUACUUUUUGGACAUCCUUAUAUGACAAGUUUUACUUCCAUGCCCCCCUGCCAGUGGCUUCAGUGUAUUUAUCAGAAGUGGAUUGUUGAUUCAUACAAAAGCUGCAGAGAAAUGUAGAAUCUUCCAUUUGAUAAAGCUGUAUUUCUGCUAUUUUUAAUGCCCUGCUUAUGGUAUCAUCAGAAAAGAAAAAGGGCUGCUAAUGGUGAGGGAGAAAAAUCUUUGUGACUGGAAUGGUUUUUUUUUUUUACAGAAAAUUCCAGCCAAGCUUUUUUCUAUGGAAUGAUGGAAGCGUCUCUGUCAGCUCCACUAUGUAGAACAAACCAAGAAAUCAACUCCAGAAGAAGGCUAAAACUACUUUUAUUAAUAUUGGCUAUAGCAACUGAAUCUUAAAUCUUAAAGGGACGCGGUGGCGCUGUGGGUUAAACCGCUGAGCUUGCCGAUCGGAAGGUCGGCGGUUCGAAUCCGCGUGACAGGGUGAGCUCCCGUUGCUAGUCCCAGCUCCUGCCAACCUAGCAGUUCAAAAACAUGCAAAUGUGAGUAGAUUAAUAGGUACCGCUUCGGCAGGCAGGUAACGGCAUUCCGUGUAGUCAUGCCAGCCACAUGACCACGGAAGCGUCUACGGACAAACGCCGGCUCUUCGGCUUUGAAACGGAGAUGAGCACCGCCCCCUAGAGUCAGACACGACUGGACUUAAUGUCAAGGGAAACCUUUACCUUUACUUAACUGAAUCUUGCAAGUCUGACGGUGCCUCCCCUGCCAAUACUCAUGUGAAUAAGGGAGGUGUCUGCCUGAAUUGCUUGGGCAUGCCUUGUUUUGGACUUAAGCUGUUUUCCCCCUUGUCAUUUUGGUAAUGGAUCUGGCCUCUCUCUGUCAAGGUCAUCUUCCUUACCUUCUACAGUGUCAGAUCAUAUUUGUAAUUUUGCUUUUCAAAGCCUUGUUUCUGCUAAAACCUGCACUUCAAGAGACUUCUGUGACUGUAGUUCUAAUUUUUUUACAAACAGUGUCUUAUUUAUUGGUAUGUAGGGCUACAGGAAGAGUGUUAGUUUUUAAAAUAAACAAACCCUGGUCCACUGCUGGGCACCAGUUUUUACAUGGCCGGAUUAUUUGGACAAGGACGUGAAAAGGUCAGAAUGGUAUAAUCAACUGGGACUUAAAAGAAAGUUGCAUAUUUCUAAAAACAAAGGAAUGGAAGAACAAUUGUAAGAGGUGGUCAUGAAAGGGCAGGGGAUGAAUAGUUUUUCCUAGUAAGAGCCAUGACAACCCCCAUCUUCACAUUUAGUGAGCAAAUGGCUUCCCUUUGUUCUAAUCACAUAAUCAGAGGAAUCCGUACUGAAAAUGCUGUUGAAAGUACUGGUUCGUCGAGAGAUUUUCGUUGGUUUGUGCAUUUCCCUUUCCUUAACAGGAUCCUCUACACAGAAAGACUGGUUUUUAAAACCAACCACCAGAGACUGAAAUUCCAGUCAAUAUCUGACCACUACACUUUAGUCAGAAGGAACAGGUUGAUACCAAGGACUCAUAACUCCUAUUUGGCAACUGAGAUGAGACAGAAAAAGCACUGGAUGGUAUGGAGGGGAACAAACUAGCUAUUCUCUGAAUAUUUCUUCUAGUAAAAGUCCAGCAAAGUGUUAAAUAUUAUUUGUGGAAAAUCUCCUAAAAAAGGUUGACUGGGAAGUUUUGCAUCUCAGCUGCAUUC
Molecule: messenger RNA, 4399 nt
Organism: Candoia aspera
Lineage: Eukaryota; Metazoa; Chordata; Lepidosauria; Squamata; Candoiidae
Exons: 5
Coding region: 229-2187 (652 amino acids)
Biological process (GO): regulation of DNA-templated transcription
Source: RefSeq, a predicted model, not a curated record